Nematocida homosporus is the source of this 372-nucleotide messenger RNA. RefSeq lists its product as uncharacterized. The transcript has a single exon. NCBI's taxonomy places the organism in Eukaryota, Fungi, Microsporidia. The record is from RefSeq and is a predicted model, not a curated record. Bases 1 to 372 code for a protein of 123 amino acids.
AUGGAACAGUGGCGGGUGGAGAAGGAGUUAGUUGAGGUAGUGGGAUUAGAGUUGUUUCAAGAAUUAGAGUUGGUUGAAAGAGUUGGAGAUAAGUGGCAACUAAUCUAUACGUACAGUAGUACAUUAGCCGUUCUGCUUUGGAUUAGUACUGAAUGCUUAUACGAUAAACUCGGACUGAAUGAUAAUGAAUGUGCCCAUAAAACCCAACUGUAUCUAGAAGAGAUGCAUAAAUACAAUCGGAUCAAAGACACGGCAGAAGAAAUCAUUGGAUUACUAGCCGAUCGAGCUGGAGUUAGUUUGGCCGAAAUGAGACAGAAGUACGCUAUAGAGGCAGUCGAUGGAGAAGAAGAGGAGGAGAUUGGAUUAAGAUAA